AAUUGUCAGAAGAAUUUAUUUUUCAUUCAGCACAAGUCGGUCGUUUAAUUUGGAAUGAAGCUAACAAUAUCGGUUAUUUUCGCAACUAUCUGCUUAGCAGCAGGAGCAGUAGUUGAAAGUUCAAACAUUUUCGAAAGAAAUUUUAAAUCUUUACAUCAGGAGCCUCCACCACCAUUGACCAAAACCCGAGCACAAGUCAAAACCAGCUGGAUUGAUCAGAAGUUGGAUAAUUUCGAUGCAAAAGAAACAAGAACAUGGCAAAUGCGAUAUAUGUCCAACGAUGAAUUUUUUGUCCCUGGAGGACCAAUUUUUAUAUUUGUCGGUGGAGAAUGGGCUAUUUCAAGUGGAUACAUUACAGGUGGGCACAUGUACGAUAUGGCCAAGGAACACAAAGGAGCAUUGUAUUACACAGAACAUAGGUUUUAUGGCGAAAGCAAACCAACGAGUGAUCUUCGUACUGAAAACCUUAAAUACUUGGAUGUCAAACAAGCUUUGGCUGAUUUGGCAAAUUUUAUCACGACUAUUAAGAAAACUGUAAAUGGAAUGGAAAAUUCUAAAGUUAUUCUGACAGGUGGAUCUUAUUCAGCUACAAUGGUGACAUGGUUUAAGCGAUUGUACCCGAAUUUGAUUGUUGGAGCUUGGUCUUCAAGUGCUCCACUUUUGGCAAAAGUUGAUUUUGUUGAAUAUAAAGAAGUCACUGGACAAUCUAUUAAACUUGUUGGAGGAGAAGCAUGUUACAAAAGAAUCCAAAAUGGUAUAGCUGAACUUGAAAAAAUGAUGAGUAAUAAACGAAGUGCUGAAGUCAAAGCAAUGUUAAAAAUUUGCAAUAAUUUUAAUGAAAAGAAUGAAUUAGAUGUUUGGACUUUGUUUAGUGAAAUUUCUGAUUUAUUUGCUGGAGUUGUUCAGACUCACAGCAAAAAUGAUAUUCAAAAUGCUUGUAAAAGUAUUAUGGAAGGAGAAGAUGAUGUGACAGGGGUUGCUAAAUAUGUUUUGAGAAAUUUUGGAACAUCAGGUUGCUCAGAUGUUUCAUACAAAGCCCUGGUGACAUCGUUAUCAGAGUCAUCAUACACAAGUGGAAUGAUGCGACAAUGGUAUUACCAAACUUGCAAUGAAUAUGGUUGGUAUCAAACGUCCGGAUCUUCGGCGCAACCAUUUGGAAGCAAAUUUCCUGUAGAUUUAUAUGUAGCUGCAUGUAAUGACGUGUACCAGAUAACAAAUGAGACAAUUCAUCAAAAUGUUGAUAAAUCUAACAAAGACUUUGGUGGAUUAAAUCCAAAUGUAGAAAAUGUUUACAUUACUCAUGGUCAAUUAGAUCCAUGGAGUUCAAUGGGAAUUACAGAUUCUAAUAAGGCUACUGUUAUCCCUCUAUAUGCUCAUUGUAAGGAUUUUGGAUCAAUUAGCUCAUCGGAUUCAUCUGAAAUGAGAGCUUCUAAGCAAAAUAUCGCAAACUUAGUGCGGGAAUGGUUAAAAUAGUUUAAUUUAAAUUAAGAACAAAAAUUGUAGGUAAUACAUUCCCUGAAAUCAAAAACUAAAAUAAAAAUUGAUAAAAUUUGUAA
This is a messenger RNA of Episyrphus balteatus (marmalade hoverfly), 1556 nucleotides long. RefSeq names its product putative serine protease K12H4.7. Bases 55 to 1473 code for a protein of 472 amino acids. The record is from RefSeq and is a predicted model, not a curated record. Lineage: Eukaryota; Metazoa; Arthropoda; Insecta; Diptera; Syrphidae. The transcript is spliced from 7 exons. Gene Ontology annotation, biological process: proteolysis. Gene Ontology annotation, molecular function: dipeptidyl-peptidase activity; serine-type exopeptidase activity.